This is a messenger RNA of Linum trigynum, 2104 nucleotides long. NCBI's taxonomy places the organism in Eukaryota, Viridiplantae, Streptophyta, Magnoliopsida, Malpighiales, Linaceae. The record is from the annotation of a GenBank genome assembly.
GUCCCUCAAAUUUGCCUUUGGUUUCAACAAUCAUGAAAUUUCCAACCUCCUUGCUCUCCCUAACUCGGUUUCUCCUCCUCCUCCCAUUCUUCUCGUCUGCGUGGAUAGGCGUUUCAGUCGCCACCAACAACCAGCCGCAGCCGCAGUACCACGAUUUACUCCACUGCCUCUGCUCCCAAGAAGACGCCAUCUCCAACCUCAUUUACACCGCCCAAAACUCCACCGCAUACGCCUCCGUCUUGCAGUUCUCCAUUCGAAACCCCAGAUUCAGCAACAACGCCUCCUCGUCAAGAACAAAACCCAUCGCCAUAGUCACUCCCACAACCAUCCCCCAGAUCCAAUCCACCGUCCUCUGCUCCCGCAAGCACGGCCUCCACCUCCGAGUCCGAAGCGGCGGCCACGACUUCGAAGGCGCGUCUUACGCCUCACUAUCCUCCCGGUUCCUCCUCCUCGACCUCGUCAAUCUACGCAACGUGACCGUAGAUGUCCCCUCCAAGUCCGCCUGGGCCCAAUCCGGCGCCGUUCUGGCCGAAGUGUACCACAGCAUCGCCUCCGCCAGCAGGACGCUCGCCUUCCCCGCGGGGCUCUGCCCCACCGUCGGCCUCGGCGGCCACAUCAGCGGCGGAGGGUACGGCACCACGCUGAGGAAGUUCGGGAUGGCGGCGGAUAACAUCCGCGACGCCCUGCUGGUCGACGCGGACGGCAGGGUCCUGGACAGGGCCGCGAUGGGGGAGGACGUCUUCUGGGCGAUUCGCGGCGGCGGAGGCAACACCUACGGAAUCGUCGUCUCGUGGAAACUGAAAUUGGUACGAGUCCCGCUCCGACUGUCCGCGUUCACGGUUUCCAGAACGUCGGCGUCGUCCGACGGCGACGCGGAGAUGACGAUGCUCGUCGACCGGUACCAGCGCGUGGCGGACAAGCUGCCGGACGAUCUCAUGAUCCUGGUGAUGAUCGGCGCUGCGGCGGCGCGCGGUCAGGGUAAUUCCACCAAACAGGUACUGCAAGCUGCAUUCCAAGUCAUGUAUUUGGGGAGAAAAGGAAAGCUGUUGAGGGUUAUGAAUGAGAACUUCCCGGAGCUGGGAUUGAAGGAAGAAGAUUGCAAGGAGAUGAGCUGGAUCGAGUCGGUGCUUCACUUCGCCAAUUACCCGAGCAACUCCACCUACGACGUGCUGCUGAAGAGCAGGACGGACUCGCCCAUCUCGUUCGCGAAGCUGAAAGCGAAAUCGGACUACGUGGGCACGCCGCUCCCUGAAUCGGCGUUGCAGGGGAUCUGGAGCAGGGUUCAUCAAGUGGAGCCAGGGGCGGCUCUGCUCCAUCUCAUUCCUCACGGAGGGAUGAUGAGCCGAAUCUCGGAUUCCAGCACUCCUUACUCAUAUAGAGCCGGGACUGUGUACAAAAUCCAGUACUAUGUGGCAUGGUCGGGUGAACAGAAGGAGGUGGAAGAGAGGCAUUUGGGAUGGAUAAGGAAGCUGCACGAAUUCCUGACGCCGUUCGUCUCCAAGAACCCGAGAGGAGCGUACGCGAAUUCCAGGGAUCUGGACUUGGGGAUGAAUGAUCCGACGGGGGAGACGAGCUACGAGCAGGCCAGAGGUUGGGGGGAGCAGUAUUUCAAGCAUAAUUUUGAGAGGUUGGCUCGGGUGAAAGCCGCCAUUGACCCUUCCAAUUUCUUCAGGAACGAACAGAGCGUCCCUCCUUUGUCCAUGUGAUUUUUCAUGAUCGAGCCGGUUUGGAUUGCUCGACCGACGCUCUGGUUUUGGUUCGAUUAUGCUUUUUUCACUUAUAUGGUAGACUACUGAUAUUUCUUUUUUGAGAAAAGUUAACUGAUAUUUCGAGACUUACUGUUUUGCCAAUGAAUUAUUGGUCGUUCUUUAGAAAGUCAAUGAAAUGACAAAUCGUGUAUUGUCAAGUUUUACGGUUUGAUUUCCUUGUGCAAUAAAAAGUGUAAAACCGUAAGUUUUUAAAUUUUAAAAUCUGAGUUUAAUUGUAUUUGUCCUAACACUUAUUCAUAUUGAAGACUUAACAAUCUUAAAGUUAGAUUCGGGGGAAAAUUAAUUCAGAUGCCAAGUUAGUGUAGAAUGGACAAUAAUAAAAAUUCUAUUGUGCA